AUGGACUCUCAAGUCACGCUAUGGCACAGGUCUCCACAAAACCGGUUCGAAGAUGUUGAUGUGCUAGGCGAGACGGUUGAAGAUGUCCACUUUUCGCGAGAUGGGGACCACCUCGUCAUUCAAACAAGUUCGUCUGGCGCGCCUAGGGUUAUUCCUGUAUCUGUUCCGUACCAAGGACAGACAGCGUCUUCCGCCAGGGGACAAGUAGAGGAUCUGACAGCACAAAACAGUGCGCUCUCCAAAAAGCCUUCUUCAGCUCCCAUUAUCAAUUUGCCCGAACACUCGUCCUCCGGCGUUUUUAAGUCUGGAACCUCCAUCGCCGAGGAUGGGGGAGCUAGUGGUUUGGCUAUGGUCCACAGUGGCACACAGAUAACGAUUCGAAAGUGGUCUAGAGAAGAUGCAGCUUCCUCUCAGGAUGCCAAAGAAGAGGUAUUACAGCUGACGAGACUACCGGGGACGAUGUCUUCCGGCUCUGCUGCAGUCAGUGUGCCGCGUCCAGGAGAGGACCAAGUUCACGUAGUGAUAAACAAAAAUGCGCGGCAGUGGGACGACAUGGUCCAAGACGUGGAUGUACACCUCCCAGCACUGGUAUCAAGAGAUAUAGGAGAUCUGAAGAUUGAAGAUAGCUCUGGGAGCUCGAAACGGCUUCGUGAUGCUGGUCGGGUCGCUAUUGGGAAGUAG
This is a messenger RNA of Didymosphaeria variabile, 681 nucleotides long. RefSeq lists its product as uncharacterized. The transcript has a single exon. Bases 1 to 681 code for a protein of 226 amino acids. NCBI's taxonomy places the organism in Eukaryota, Fungi, Ascomycota, Dothideomycetes, Pleosporales, Didymosphaeriaceae. The record is from RefSeq and is a predicted model, not a curated record.